Histoplasma capsulatum G186AR is the source of this 3464-nucleotide messenger RNA. Its product is annotated as ubiquitin-specific protease. The record is from RefSeq and is a predicted model, not a curated record. The transcript is spliced from 4 exons. Gene Ontology annotation, cellular component: cytosol; nucleus. The coding region runs from base 1 to 2844 and encodes 947 amino acids. NCBI's taxonomy places the organism in Eukaryota, Fungi, Ascomycota, Eurotiomycetes, Onygenales, Ajellomycetaceae. Gene Ontology annotation, molecular function: cysteine-type deubiquitinase activity; cysteine-type endopeptidase activity. Gene Ontology annotation, biological process: protein deubiquitination.
AUGCCCCAUGGCCAGCCGCCUAUCCCGGCCCCGAGAAGGCAGCAUGAUAUCCCCUACGUGUCAGGCCCUCCCAACAUUCGGCCCACCCCCGGCUAUAUGGGCUAUCACCAACCCCAUGCCCACACGAAUGGCCCACCAGCUGCUCUUUAUCCAGCACAUACACAACAGUAUCAGCAUUGGUACCCCUACCAACAAGUCCCCCCGCUAGCUCCUCCACCGCAACAGUUUCAGCCAAAUGCACCUCUAAUUGUUUCGUCGUAUCCCCGUUCGCAGCCCGUUCUACCGGCUCUUUCGGGGUCGCUUUCGGGACCAACGCCACCUUCACAUUUACCCACACAAUCCAGCACCACAUCCUCAACUCCCUUACAGUCUUCAUUCUCUUCCACACCAACACCACCUUCAGCUUCAAGUUCAGCCGUGCCGAAUAGUCAAAGGAACUUAUCCGUCAGCCCUGUUGCGAAAUCUCAACCCACUCAACCCGCAGACUCCAAUUACACCAAGCGCAACAGCAAUACCCCUGCGCCUCAGACGCCUCCUUCUCAGCCAGUAAAUGCUCCUGAGAGAACGAAAACUGCAACUCCACUGUCAAGACAACUAUUCCAACCACCAGUAUGUACCAUUCCCAUGACUGAAUUUAAAAUGUCUAGGUGUCGAAAGCUUACAACGAUUUCUCUUAAGCUCCCUUGGCUGUCGGUUCCCGAAGCGCCCUUCCCUGCGAGGGCUCCCCGUCGUCGGCGGAAAGCUCGAACUCUGCAAGCUUCCACAGUACGAGUAGAGUUUUCUACAAAAGCCGAUCCAUCUGAUGUCAAAGUCCAAGAAUCCACAUCCGUUGAAGGUCCGUCGAAGACCGCACCAGAGUCAGAAAAGGACGGCCCUGCAACCCCCCAGCCUUCCUCAGAAUCUAAUCUCAUCCAACCCACAACUCCUUCAUCUACCACUGCCUCUCAAACCGGAACCAAACCGCAACAUACUCCAGCGCAAGCUGCCGGUGCGCGGCAGGCUAUUCCAAUUGUUCCUAUCGUGCCAAUAAUUCCUUCCAGCCCCAGCACAACAAAACAACCACCCACCAGCCCUGCGAAGACCACCCCAACGACCCCGAAACGCGAUGGGCAAGUUCCGCUUAGACCCACCCCAGAUGGGACGCAGACAACGGAUACUGCACCUUCGUCAACGGAGUCCGCUAUCCCAACGCAGGACGCGCCUAAACCCACACCUCCAAUUCGAGCUCCCCCAAAAUCGUGGGCUGAUUUAGUACGAACCAAGGCGCCUCCAUCUGCUGGUGGCGCUUCACCCACGUCGACUGGGAUCGGUGAACUAGGGGUAUCUAAGGGCGAAUCUCUUCUUGAUGUUAUUAACCAUUUAAGCUCCAAUGCUGAACAAUACGGUGACAAAAUCGCAUUUAUUGAGCCGCGCGGGCUUGUAAAUACUGGCAAUAUGUGUUAUAUGAAUUCCGUGCUUCAAAUUCUGGUAUUUUGUGUUCCUUUCUAUGAGUUUCUUGACAAAAUCGGUCGGCGUGCGGUUCAUACGUUUAAGAGCGAUCUUCCACUAAUUGAUGCUAUGAUCAUGUUUAUGCGAGAAUUUCGGGUAAUUGAUGCUGCGACCUCAGUUGAGCAACUGAGGCUCCGAUUGAAGCAAAACGAAUUAGAGCAAUAUGGCGAGUCAUUCAUUCCAGAAUAUGUUUAUCAAGUCAUUAGACAUCUUCCGCGAUUUCGAGACAUGAGGCGUGGUCACCAACAAGAUGCACAAGAGUUUCUUGGCUUCCUUCUUGAAGAGCUCCAUGACGAGUGUACGCAGGCAGCUAAACAAGUUUCAUCUACUGGAUCCGACAUUUCUACUCCUGUUGAAACCGAUUCCGCAUCCGCAGCAUCCGAACUCUCUGUGGAAGGAUGGUUGGAAGUCGGCCACAAACAGAGACCCGCAAUCACUCGAUCCUCAGGACACAUCUCUGUAGAAUCGCCAAUCACCAAAAUAUUCGGCGGCAAACUUAGAUCAGAGUUUAGAGUGCCAGGAAACAAAAACUCCGUUACCCUUGAACCUUACCAGUCCCUUCAACUUGACAUUGGCUCUCCCCAGGUUAUUAAUAUCAUUGAUGCGCUUAAAGGUCUCACUAAGCCAGAGACCAUCCAAGGCGACUUCAACUCAUCUCGUGGCCCUAAAGUUACGGCUACCAAGCAAGUUUUCAUCGAAAACUUGCCCCCCGUCCUCAUUCUCCAUCUGAAACGUUUCCAAUAUGAUAACGUUACCAAGGGUACCCAAAAGAUCUGGAAGAAGGUUGGGUAUCCCCUGGAACUGGAGCUUCCCAAAGAAGUUUUCCCACCCCAUCGACGCAACAUCAUUUCUGCUCAGGGUAGCGGUCUUCCCAAAUACCGUCUUACGGGAGUGAUUUACCACCACGGCAAAAAUGCGAGCGGCGGCCACUACACAGUUGAUGUUCGCAGGCAAGAUGGUCGCGAAUGGAUCCGCCUCGAUGACACCUCUAUCCACCGUGUCAGGAGUGAAGAAGUCGCGAAUGCUGGAAGCGAGGAGGACCCCAAGGUUCUUGCUGCUGCCCUUGAGCAGCAUAGGCUGGCAGAUAAACCAGCGCAAGGCAAUAUCUUCGAACAAUUCGAUAUGGAGCACCUGGCGCAGCAGGAAAACGAACAGGGAUGGAGCCAUGUCAACGGGCAAACAAGCGGCAGUGGUAGUGGCCAUGCAAGCAAGAAGUCCAUGGCUGCUGUUGUCAAUGGAACCACGUCGCCGUCGGCAGAGUCUUCGUCUGGCAAGCGGACGCCAAGUAGUAGUCGAUUUGGGGCUGGAGUUCGUGAGAACAAGGUUGCCUAUCUUCUCUUCUACCAGAAGAUCUAGAGAUCGACAACAUAACACCUCAAUCGUGCCUUCCCGGCCCUUUAAAGCCCAAUCCUCAAACUGCUCGACCCCACAUCCUCCACACCAACCAUAUAUCUCACUCAUCCCUCCACCCCAACUAGCUAAUCCCUUCCCCCCGCCCUCCCCCCUUCUCCUUAAGCUCUUCUUUCUCAUCAAUUAUUUGCAUCCAUCCAUCCCGAUACUUAUUUAUAUGAGCCAAUUCCCAAGCAGCGCACACAUCCUACAUAGGCAAUGAAUAUGAUUUCGUAUUACAUCCUAAAUAUUGAUGCCGAUGACGGUGAUGACAAUGUUGAUUGGGGGAACUUCGUCGUAUAUUGAUUGGGUGUUGUUUGAUGAAAGCAAGAGACAAGGGAAAAGAAGAGAAGCAAAUGGAACGCAUAAUAUGAUAUAUACUUUUAUUUUUGCUCCCUAAAAUUUAUACAUAUAAUUUUCCCGUUUCUUUAUAUUAAUUAGUAUUUUCCUGCUCUAACUUAAUGCUUUUGUGUAUUGCUUUCCUAAUGAACUAACAUGUAUAUGUUGUUGAUUGGCAACAGAUAUGGAGGCAGAUACAUGUUGCAAUGCUUUUUGUAUUGGUGGACACAUCCUCCUUGCAUCUCUCA